CGUGCGAAAUUAAAUGUGUCAGUCGAGUGAAGAAAAUUAGAAUAAUUGUUGGAAAAGUGUACAUUUCGAUUACUGAACAAGGUUUACAUCGAAAUUUGGUUGCAGUGCUGUGAUCAUUCUACGUGUAAAUGAAAUGAUUUCGAUUUGCAUGUUAAAACAAGUUUGUAACUGUUUGAGCGACAGAUGACUCUCGAGAAAUGAGAAUUUGUGCGAUGGAUUCUAAUUGUGUUCAUUUCACGUGUUAGUGUAUAGAAGAAUUCAUAGAAAAAUUGAGUCACGUUACAAAAAAUACAAUGAAAAAUAUGAUAACAGUUGCAAAUUCAACCUUCACUCUAGUGCCUAAAAAAAUUAACUAUUCGUAGAAAUCUGAGAUGCAAUUUAUUCUUUAUCUUAAGUUAUAUUAACCCAAUGAACUAACAUACCGUGCAUAGUCUGAUCAUAUAUGAGCGGUGCUGGAAAUUGGAAACGUUUCAAUUUGUGAUGGUGGUAACAUAUCGAUUUUCCUCUGUUCCAUUUGAGAAUAGGACGAAUCGUAUCUCAAUUAUGAAAUGUACGAUAUAUUUAUAAUUGGGGUAUUCACAUAGCACAUCGUUAUUAUGUACGCUAUCGAAAAAAUACAAGGUUCCAUUUAACUGCAACGGAGUUUACGCAUUUACGAGAGUUUACAUUUUUACGAUCCGCUAUGUGAAUACCCCUAAUGGUUUAUAUCAAAGUGAUGGUCGAAUAUGUAUCACUGGUUCAUAAUAUUUCAUGUGUUAAACCCUGUUUGCAUUUUUUGUUUAAUAUGAACACAAUUUGAUUAUUGUUUGAAAAGAACCUACGCGCCUUGUGGUGAUAACACUGAAGAUGAAACAAGCGGAAACUAGGCUAUAUAUUGUCAUAUAAUACCAAGCUAUAAACACCUCUUCCAUUGCCCUCAAUCGAUAUCGCAGUCCCUUAUAAAUAGGUUGCGUCCUGGAUUAGUCGACAAUAAUAAAGAUAAGUCUAACUUAUCUGUCAUCGUUACAUAAAUAGUGUGUGAAAACUGAGAAAAUAAUUGAACAAAUCAUACUAUGAAUAAUGCAAACGAAGUUCUUAGGCAGAAUUAUAAUCCACGAUUUGGUCUCGCGCCGAUUGCGUCAAUUGAGGAUACAACCAAUGAAGAUAACAAUCGAAUGGAAGCUACAGGCCAGAAUCACACAUCUUGUCGGUAUAGUGCCAAAGAAUGUGAGUCAUCAAACCACCACUAUCCUUCGAGUGCGAUUGGCAGUACAAGCGCACUCGCUCCUUCAACACCAAGAAUUGAUAUAAGCAGAGCAUCGUCACAUUCAUCUCACCAUGAUAGUAGGGAUAGUAGUCCGGAAAAUGUCUUUGAUCAGGUUGGCACUGGUACAUUACAGGAUACCGGUGUCCUUGGAUACAGAGAGGAGGGAACGAUGGACUUACGAAGCUCUACUGAAGAACUGCAAUUUAUGGAACCUGAGAAGGGAAAAACCGAAAAAGAGAAACCCCAAGCACAGCCAUACUCACCUGUUAUGUUUAAAUUAGAAGAACAACAAACUAUUUCACUUUAUCAUCAGCGUAAAGAUUCUGCAAGUUCCGAGGUCGCUGCAUUUUUGUGUAUAUCUGGCCGUACCAGUCGUAUCUCUAGCGUCGGAAGUCAAGGAUCAGCGACUAGCAAGCUCUCUGCCGUAUCCAAUGCUUCUGGAAUUUCUCGUUCACCUUCUCCUCACCGUAUGCUGUUGGAAACAUCGUUCUGUGGUCCAAAGCCUUUGCAUGGUAUAACUGACGGAAGUAUUCCGAGUAGCAUUGAACCAUCGACUGCCAAAGUACUUGAACAAGUUAUCCUAUCUAGAAAGAAGGACCCAACGGAAGCUGUGCUGGCAGAGGGUGUCAGUGUGUAUAGAACAUUUGCCAUCAAUAGUGCGGCAAAGACCAAUAAGUCAAUAGAAACCGACAUAACUAGGCGAAAAUCAGACAGCAAUGCUAAUAUUACUCGCAAGGAGGACAUUAUUCAACCUUCACAAACAAGUAGAAGUAUUUCAAACAAACGUUAUAUUCCUCCAACAGAUUUAGACAAACCGAUAGUAGGUGUGAUGCCCAGCGGAACUGAAUAUAUAAGAAUAAAACUCAAGCCAGACCACUGCUAUAGCGAUAACGGAAUAGCCGAUAACGAGCGAAUAUUGCAGGACGAUCAUAAGAAACCCCACUCGUUGAAUCUUAAUAGCUCACGGGAAAAAAAAGCUGGAUGCAACAAUAGUCCGAAACCCGCACACCAUUUCAAAUUAUCGCGGGAGAAUGGCAGCCGAUCACCAUCUCCUGCAAAUACUACAUUCUCAAGAAAAAGUUCCUUUUGUUCUAUAUUCAAGCUGAAAGAUUCAGCCACUCCGGAUUCACCUGGUGGUACUCAUGUACGAAAAGAGAGUGGUUCAAUUUCACAAGAGUUUAGAGAACGAUCGUGUAGUAAAAGUAGAGAAAGGGACCUUGUAUCAUUGAAUACUACACCAAGCAAACAGAAGUCAGUGUUGGCUAUAUUUAAACCGAAGAAAAAUGAUGCAAAAUCAAAAUCUCCAUCACCCAUUGAUGCUAAUCCACAAGGUACUCUGUCUAACGUGGAAAAUGUGGAAUUUAGGUUUAAAAACGAGUCUCCUUCUGCCACGAAUUCCCAUCAACACUUGAGGUAUUAUGAUACACCGUUGGACGGCAAGAGCAUUCAUAUUCCUUUACACACUCCACCAGAAGAAAAGCAAUUGAAACCUUUGGUACCUACUAACCCAGUACAUCCUUUUAAGCAGAAAUCGGAAAUAAUUCCCGAUAAAUUGUCUCCUUCUGUACAAUCUGUGAACCUAAGCAAUAAUUGUAUCGUUACUAUCCAUAAUAGGCCCAAGCCCAUGCCACCUUUAAAGUGCUAUCGAAUAGAAAAUCCCGACGGUACGAUAACAAUUCCCUUGAAAUCACCAACCGAAGAGACGGAACGUGAUAGUUUAUGGAGCAUGGAAGUGCAACGUAACAGUUCUCAAGAUAGCCAAGAAACAGUCAUUUCGGUAGCUGCACAUCACCUUAGCAAUACCCUAUCUGUAAGCCGUGCAGCAAAUGUCUUGCCUUUAAACAGUCAAUCGAAUCUGCACGAUGUUUUCUCUAGUCAUAAGUCCAUCGAAAACAAAAUCGAUGUUCUGAAAACAGUACCAGCAGUGAAUGAUGAUAGUGGGGUAAUUAAACCAGACCUGACUAUCCUUAGUAUGUCCGCAAAAGAGAGAAAACAACUUUUGUUUUCGAUGAAAAUGGGCUCCGGUAGCCAGGAACAAACCUUUUCAACUCAGUUUAGCAUUUCCAAGACAGAAAGUCAAAGUAGUCAGUUGUCGGAAACUGUUCAAGCUGAGUCAUUUAACGGAAUCACAUCCAGAAAAAAAGAUAUCUCGGCAUCUGAAACUCCACCUGCUGUAUAUCGCAAUAAACAAAUAGAUAGCGUAAAAAAACGAAGCUCGAAAGAAAGAUUUAGUCGGUCCGACAGUACAUCAGGCGAUUCUAUAGAUUUCCAUCGUCACUCACGUUACAUUGAAAACCCAGAUGAAAUUCUUGAUAUGCUACAUAAAUGCGAAAUGAAAAAGCACAAAACCGAAUUAAAGGCCACGGUGAGUGAAGAAUCUUCUAUUUCUCAAGACACUAGCAGAGACGAGAGCACAAUGAAGAUGUCGUCAAAUAGCGGAAAUAUUCUCAAUGUAACAGAUAGAAAGUCAACAGCUUCCAACGACGAGCAAGGUGUUUCUUCAGAAAGUGAAAAAGAUUCCGAAGUAGAUACAAUCAAACACUUGCACCAGAAUAUGUUAACUAUUGAAGAUCACGAAAGUGCAGGGUUAGUCUUGCAAGAAUCGUUCGAUGAUGAACUACCGUAUAUUCCUACAACGCUGCCAGAGGAACGGGCCGUAGGUGUUAAACUAGUACCUAUGAAGGAACGUGCACAGAUUGAAAUGAAAACAUACCCGCUAGAAAGGCCUAGGUCUACAACACCAAUUCACCUUGCUGCAUUCGAGAAUUACUGCGGUGUUACCCACACCACUGAUGAAUCUGAUGGAAAGUUAAUACGUGGUGAGAAACUUAGAAUAAGCCUACCCAAAAAACAUGACAUUGAAAAAGUACCAAAAUUGCGAUCACCUCGGAAGGUAUCAAUUCCGUCUGGCAAGAAUUGGUUUGAGUUUGUUGAGCAGGAGAUAAACAGCACUACUCAGGUUCAAACAUUCAGCAAUGAAGAAGAUACUACAUUUGCCAGCCAAUCGUCUACCGUGCAAGAGGAACCACCUCCGUUACCACCACGCAAGGGGUCAACACAGCAGUGGAUUGACUUUGACAGUAUUCCUGAGAAACGAAAACUUCCUCAGCGUAUGACUACUAUCUCUCAAGCAGAAACAUCCGACGACAAGGUUCAAUUGACCGGAGUAGUUUACAACUAUGUUCAACCUGAGGAAUGUCAAUGUGAGUGCCACGAGAAUGAACGCGAGGGUGGAAAACAGCAGCCAUUGAUGCAAACUCAUGAAAUCGAAGAUGAGCAGCCAUUACUGCAGCAGGAUUUGUUGGAAGAUGUCAACAGCAGAUGCAAUGAUGAUGGUUUUCAACGAGCAAUAUUGGACAACAAUCUGGAUGAGGCUAAUCAAAGAAGUAGAAAACAUUAACGAUUAAUUAAAUAUGUUUUGAGCAAGCAUUGUAAAAUUUAAAACAGGAAAAGAAAUCCAAGAUAAAUUAAUAAACAACUACUUUCCAUUCUCCCUCAUUACAUAACAGAAAGAUCAAAGUUGUAUGUAGGCUAACUCAAAAAUAUUAGCUCAAAAUAGUUUGCUAUAUAUUAACAAUAUUAAAAGAAUAUGUUUUUAUCCUAAUAGCUAACGAAAACUGCAAAUGAGCUAAGAUACAUACUCAAAAUAUCACUCUAGUUAAAACAAAGUUGUCUUCUUCAGGCAAACAUUGUUGCAUAUUUCGAAAACGGGUUUGGCGAGUUAUUAACGAAAAACAUAGUUUCUUUUUUUUAUUAUUAAAAGUGUUCUAUACAUAAUGCUACGAAGGACAUACAGCGUUUUACAAAGCAUAAGGAUUCAUCUGAUUUUUCGAUUUAUUAAUAAAAAGGGACAAAUGGCAGUAAACUGUCAAGUUCAUGAAGCUACAACAAUAAAAUCAAUCAUGUAUGGCUAACUGAUUCCAGUUAAUUGUAAAAUUGACAUUAUUAUACAUAAAUAACGGUGCAUAGUGCGUUGAAUGCAUGAAAGAACAAACCAAAACACGUAACUUAAAAUUGUCAUCGAUUAUCUCUGGAAUGACUUACAGAAAGUUGUUUUAUGCUACGAAGUGACAUCAUCAAGCUAACUCGGAGGAGCGAGAAUUACAUAAUUGCUGGUGACCUGAACGCCAAACAUCAAGCGUGGGGAAAAAGUUGCCGCAACCAAAACGGAACUCCCACCCGGUUGAGUCGGACCUGUGUUAACACUACCAGAGUGUUAACAUUUGACUAUCGACAAAUCGGCAUGAAUGACCAUAGAAGUUACCAUGAAAUUUCAAAGCACACUGCUAUCCCAUAUUCGUCUGUCCCCAUAUUCGCGGAAAACGUUUAGCUAAGUCAUUAACCUGCGUGAAAUAUUUAUGAGUUGAUUCGUGUCUGAUAUAUUCUGGACAAAUAAUUUCUUUCUAUCCUGCAAGAGAGGGAGGUGGCUGCCAAAUACGAACAAUCGUCGCCUACCUCGCAUAACUGGUUCCAAACAACGAAAAGCCUCAAGCAACGAUGGUUUGUUGAUGUUUGAAACCAAAUUCACAUAUGGAAAAUCAAUGAGCGUAAAUAGGUAAGGUCCAGUUCUGCCAUAAAUAAGAAAUUGGCUAAUAUGCCAUUUUUGUCAAAAUCGAGAAAAUGGUGUUACUUGAUAGGUGGCACUAUUGUCAAGUCCCCACUGCACAAAAUUUAUAAAUCAAAAUGA
Molecule: messenger RNA, 5933 nt
Organism: Ochlerotatus camptorhynchus
Lineage: Eukaryota; Metazoa; Arthropoda; Insecta; Diptera; Culicidae
Exons: 5
Coding region: 1053-4646 (1197 amino acids)
Source: RefSeq, a predicted model, not a curated record